UUUGCAAGUCUUGGUAUCAUGGAGCUUACCACAAUAGUAAGCUAAGAUUGUCUAAUUUUGUUGGCAAAAUAAAUGCAACUAUCCACAACCUAAGGCACAUGGAGAUGCAUGAUGAUUUUCACAAUAAUUGUUAAUAGUUAGUUGUUUGAUAUAACAAUAUUUAGGUAAUUAUUACUGUUUAGUCAAGUUUGUAUUAUUUUCAGUUAUUUAGUUCAAUUUUUGUUAUUUUUCUUUUUUCUUAUAUUCUUCUUUCAAUCUAUAAAUAAAAGGAUAAUCCCAAGCAUAAAUUGAUUUGGUUUAUGCACUUUCAUUUUCCAUUCUCUGAUUUAACUUUCUUGGUAUAAGAGCCAUUGCCCUAAUUGUAUCCUCUGUAUUUCUUUUCCAAACCCUAUUUUUUCUUUUUUUCUUCUGUCAUUAUCCAUCCAUGGCGGACCCAACUACAGAACCUGAUUCUGCCUCCUCCAUUCCAAUCUCAUCCCAUGGCACAAAUCGUUGGCCACACCACCUCUGCCAGUGCCUGGAAUGCUCUUCUUUGUUCUUUUUCAGGGGCUUCACAAGCACGAAUCCUCCAGCUCCGCCUACAACUUCAAACGACAAAGAAAGGUUCCAUGAAUAUAUCAUGAAGGUUAACAAACUUGUUGUUGCUAAUGAACACGUGUCUAACAAAGAUCAUAUUCUGUAUCUGUUAGCCGGUCUUGGACUCAAAUAUAACUCAUUUGGUAUGUCUUUAACAACAAAUACUAAUCCCAUUACCAUUGAUGAUAUUACUAGCAUGUUAUUGUCUCAUGAACUCAUAUUGGAAAAUCAACAUUUGAAGGAACCACAUAUUGUUUCUGCCAAUAUUGCUGCAAGAACUCAAAAUUUCACUAGAAAUUUUUGACACCCUACUAAUAAUCGUAGCACUGGAUACUACAGUGGCUUCUCUCACUCGUCUCAAAACAUAUUACUGUCUAAUAGGUACAGUGGAGAACCUAGAGCUUCAUGUCAAUUAUGUGGAAAACAGGGUCACUUAGCCUAUCAAUGCUUUUGUCUCUUUGACCCUAAUUUUCAAGGUCCACAACCUCGUCAAGGUCCUCAAGCCAUGAUAGCAACUCAUUCACAACCUCAAGAUGAACCAUGAAUUCUCGAUUCCGGUGCAACACAUAACUUCAGCAAUCAGUUGGACAAUCUUGAUGUUUCAACUCUUUACAGCAGUGAUGACAAAGGGACUGUUGGUAAUAGUUGCAAUAUCCCUAUUAUUCAUUCUUGUUCUUGUUCUUUAUUUCAUAAAAACUCUACUUUCUCUCUUAAUAAUGUUUUCCAUGUUCCUUCUAUGAAAUUUAACCUUAUUAGUCUUUCUAAAUUUACCUUAGAUAAUAAUGUCAGUGUUGACUUUUUUGCUAACUAUUUUCUUGUGAAAGACCUUCAAUCGAGGAAGCUCCUUCAUCAAGGGACUCUUCAUCAUAGUAUAUAUACUCUUCAAGCUACUAAAUCUCAUCUUGCAUGUUCCUUUAACUAUCAUGCAUCUUCAUUGCUGAACAAUACCUCAACUAUUUCUGCUUUUUUCUGCUCACUGUAAUAACAAUAAAACUGUGCUUUUUGACAUUUGGCAUACCCAUUUAGGUCAUGCUCCUUCGAAUAAUGUUUCUAGAGUUGUAAGCUCUUGUAAUAUAACACGUACAAGAAAUAUAUUUGUUAUUUGUUCUUCUUGUUAA
Messenger RNA from Humulus lupulus (European hop), 1694 nucleotides. RefSeq lists its product as uncharacterized. The transcript is spliced from 2 exons. NCBI's taxonomy places the organism in Eukaryota, Viridiplantae, Streptophyta, Magnoliopsida, Rosales, Cannabaceae. The record is from RefSeq and is a predicted model, not a curated record. Bases 425 to 880 code for a protein of 151 amino acids.